This is a messenger RNA of Fusarium vanettenii 77-13-4, 913 nucleotides long. RefSeq lists its product as uncharacterized. Lineage: Eukaryota; Fungi; Ascomycota; Sordariomycetes; Hypocreales; Nectriaceae. Bases 1 to 834 code for a protein of 277 amino acids. The transcript has a single exon. The record is from RefSeq and is a predicted model, not a curated record.
AUGGCUUCUUUCAGCCCCCAGCCAUCUUUCCAUCUAUGCCCUGACUUCAAUAUCUCCCCACCACCCGAUGGCCACCUUGAGCUGGGCUCCGUACUACGAGGCAUCGACCUGAACAGUGUCCUUUCCCCGCUCGAUUGCGGCGAUACUGUUGAAAUCCCCGCUUCCCAGAAAAUCUUCCGUUCCGAGAAGACGGGUUUCAGCCGCUCGCUGAAGGAGCUGAGAGGCAUCGAGGGCAGCAUCUGGGCCAAGAUUUUCGGCAGCGAUGGACUAGGCGCAAUGUUCUCAUUCUUGCGUAAGCGCGAGAAUGACGAAAUCCUCACAGUCCAGAAGCUUCUCGUCGAGUACUUUAUCCCUACACCCGAGUACACGAAGGACGCCCUGGAAAUCGACAGUGUUGCUUUUCACAUUAAUAACACAAUGAGAAAGAAGCCGAUUUACCUCAUCACUGGGCUCAUGUGGACUGAGGGCGCCAAGUUAUCCAAGGUCUCAUCCAAGAAGAUCCAGGUCAGCAGCCAGGCUGCUGCCACUGACCCAAAUUCGGGCAUUACAGCCGGCGGGACCGCCUCGUACGACAACGAGGAGAGCCUUGCCUCUAGCUUUGACGGAUCUACUCCGUUCAUCCUCGGUAUUCGGGUCCGUAAGAUCUGGUGGGACAAGGCCGGAGUGAGACAGGAGGAGGAAGACGUUGUGGGAGCAACACUCAGUGAUUCCAAGGCGAUGGAUGAGGGAGGGCCGCGGUAUAUCGAUGAUGAAGCUGCUAAAAUUCCUGGACAAAAUAUCGUGGACGAGAGUCAGCAGGGAGUGGUAAACCCCGUCACUUGGAUCCUGCCCUGAAGUAGCAACAAUUUCACGUCGACCCAGCAGAAGUAUCUUGAAAUACACUGCCAGAAAACGGAUCGGGCACAUUAAAUCU